Daphnia pulicaria is the source of this 2120-nucleotide messenger RNA. RefSeq names its product serine/threonine-protein kinase 16-like. Gene Ontology annotation, biological process: protein phosphorylation. NCBI's taxonomy places the organism in Eukaryota, Metazoa, Arthropoda, Branchiopoda, Diplostraca, Daphniidae. The coding region runs from base 1138 to 2061 and encodes 307 amino acids. The record is from RefSeq and is a predicted model, not a curated record. Gene Ontology annotation, molecular function: ATP binding; protein serine/threonine kinase activity; metal ion binding. Gene Ontology annotation, cellular component: cytoplasm; Golgi apparatus. The transcript has 7 exons.
UCCAGCUCUGUUGUAAAAGAUGAUGCUACCAACUCAAUGCAGGGAGGGCAAUGGUUGUUUUCGUGUUACGCUCCACUGCUUAGAAAAUUUACAAAAGCUGCUUUCAACAACAAUGAGGAAAAUCUCCCCAAUUUGGUAGACUACAGUCCCGAAGAACUUCGUUGGGAAGCAAUAAGCAGCAACAUGAAAGGACAGUUUCAUGAUUAUACUACCAAGCUACAACUGCUUUCACAAAGUUAUCAUACAAUUCAGCGAGCUUUGCAAAAUCUUGAUCAAGCCACUUCAAACUUUAUUGUCCAAUAUGAACGUGGGGAAAAUGUUAGUCCAGCAGGCACAGCUUUAGCAAGUUUUGUACCAUCUCUCUCUGCAAAUAACAUCAAUGCAACUUCCAGUCCGUCUCAGUUUAGCUUCGCUCUGCCUUCCACCCAGCCUCACCAAGGUGUUGUUGCUCCCUUCAAAUUUCAGUUACCUUCACAACAGCCUGCUGCUGCUGCACCUUUCAGCUUUAAGUUGCCUUCUCAACAACCUGCUGCACCAGUAGCAGCACCUUUCACUUUUCAACCAGCUCAACAACAAGCUCAACAGUCUGCUGCUGCACCAUCUUUCAGCUUUAAAUUACCUUCUCAGCUUCCCAUUCAAUCUGCAGUAAACUAUUCUUUCAACAUCCAUGCAAUUUCUCAUGUUGCUGAAAAUUCGUCCUACGGCCCUCAGUUAAGUCAGACUAACAUACAACAAUUCAAAGCUGACAAAUUUUCGUUUGGAAAAAUUCCACGCAUUCCGCCAUCAAAAGAAUUUCGUUAAAAAUUGUUAACACAGUUCUGUUGUUGUGAUUUAGCCGUUUAAGUAUGUAAAGGUAUUACAAAAUUAUUGGAAAUUCAAAUAAAAUCUAAUUUCUCAGUCGCUUUAGUUUUACGAUUUACACUGUAAUUUAUCGCCGAGGUUGUAUUCCGUUGCUCAGGAAUUUAUUCAUUUUUAUUUUUAUUUUUUUUUUUUUCUGUUUGUUAGCGAGACUUUGGUUGCCAAACCCAAGGUUUAACUUGAAAAUACGAUUAUGACGGGAUUGUACUUUUGACAGAAGCAGACGAACAACAUUCAGUUAUUUAGUUCAACGAUCUGACAUUUAGAAUCACUUCUGUCAUGUUACAACGUAUUUUUAGUGUUUUUUGUUCGAGAGAAUAUUACGAUAUCGAUGGAAAGCGAUAUUUUGUGCGUGAACUUAUUGGCCAAGGUGGUUUCAGCACAGUUGACCUGGUAAGCGAGGCUUCCAGUGAUCGCCUUUACGCCUUAAAAAAAAUUCGAUGUCACAGCACCGAAGAUGAACAAGCUGCAGAACAAGAAAUCCGAUACCACAAGCAAAUCAACCAUCCCUCAGUUAUUGAGUGUCUUGCUUUCAGAACAGUUGGAAGUGCUGAUAUUUCAAGCAAUCAAACUAGUUUAGUCCUACUCCUAUUACCAUUUUACAAGUAUGGAUCAUUGCAAACAUUACUAGAAAAGAGAUUAUUAAAGAAAGAGCCAUUAUCUGACAAGCUCAUUCUCAACUAUUUUCAACAAAUUUGUGAAGGAUUAGCUGCUAUACACGUUAUUGGAGUAGCACAUAGAGAUCUAAAACCCGCGAAUGUUUUACUUGCCCCUAACGACCGCGUAGUCAUUAUGGACCUUGGUUCUGCUGCUCCUGCUACCGUGGAGAUAACCAGCUACAACGCCGCUCAGAGACUCCAAGAUGAUGCAGCAGAACGUUGUUCCAUGACUUAUCGCGCACCAGAACUUUUUAACAUCCAAAGUCCGUCUACCAUCGAUGAGCGUACUGAUAUCUGGUCUUUGGGGUGCCUGCUAUAUGCCCUCUGCUACUAUAAAUCGCCUUUUGAUGAGGUAUUUGAACGAGGAGAUAGCGUUGCUUUGGCUGCCUCCAGUGGAAUUAAUCAUUUUCCAAAUUCCACUACCCCAGGAGUCAAUUCGUCGGUAAACGACUUAAUUUCCACUAUGCUCGUUGUUGAUCCCAAAGAAAGACCUUUCAUUGCUGAUGUUCUCAGUUCAAUAGAAGCUCUCAAGGGGUUGUUGUAGGCUAUAAAACUCUAACCAAUAACAAAUCAAUAUAAUAAAUGCCAAAAAUGAAGAACAGU